Molecule: messenger RNA, 2483 nt
Organism: Cyprinodon variegatus (sheepshead minnow)
Lineage: Eukaryota; Metazoa; Chordata; Actinopteri; Cyprinodontiformes; Cyprinodontidae
Product: NADH-ubiquinone oxidoreductase 75 kDa subunit, mitochondrial-like
Exons: 19
Coding region: 102-2297 (731 amino acids)
Biological process (GO): ATP synthesis coupled electron transport
Cellular component (GO): membrane
Molecular function (GO): NADH dehydrogenase (ubiquinone) activity; iron-sulfur cluster binding
Source: RefSeq, a predicted model, not a curated record
GAAGUAGACUGCGUAGCGCUUUCUACGCCAUAGCCGCUUCUCCUGUGAGGUAACUAACUUCGCCGCUGUUCUGGUCGAGAAGGCCAAAUAGCAAAAGCAUCAUGUUGCGACUGCCAGCCGUCGGUCGAGCUCUAUCCGGAGCUGCAAAGAGCAGCCUGACUCCUUCAGCACCUGUGCGCACUCCUGUACGGGCUGCCAGCAACAUGGUGGAAGUGUUUGUGGAUGGGAAACCUUUAGAGGUGGAGCCUGGAACCACAGUGCUGCAGGCUUGUGAGAAAGCAGGAGUUCAGAUCCCGAGGUUCUGUUACCAUGAGCGUCUCUCAGUUGCGGGAAACUGUCGGAUGUGUCUUGUGGAGAUUGAGAAAGCCCCAAAGCCAGUGGCAGCCUGUGCCAUGCCUGUCAUGAAAGGUUGGAACAUCCUUACAAACUCGGAAAAAACACGCAAAGCCAGAGAGGGAGUGAUGGAGUUUCUGCUGGCAAACCAUCCACUGGACUGCCCCAUUUGUGAUCAGGGUGGAGAGUGUGACCUUCAGGACCAGUCCAUGCAGUUUGGUUCGGAUCGCAGCCGCUUCACAGAAGGAAAGAGAGCAGUGGAAGACAAAAACAUCGGACCUCUUAUCAAGACCAUCAUGACGCGCUGUAUCCAGUGCACACGCUGCGUCCGUUUUGCCAGCGAGAUCGCAGGAGUCGAAGACCUGGGCACGACAGGAAGAGGAAACGACCUCCAGAUCGGGACUUAUGUAGAGAAGAUGUUUAUGUCAGAGCUGUCAGGAAACGUCAUAGACGUGUGUCCCGUUGGGGCGCUCACUUCCAAACCCUACGCGUUCACCGCCAGACCGUGGGAAACCAGGAAAACCGAGUCAAUCGACGUGUUAGACGCUGUGGGCAGCAAUAUUGUGGUGAGCACUAGAGGAGGGGAGGUGAUGAGGGUAAUGCCCAGACUGCAUGAAGAUAUUAAUGAAGAAUGGAUCUCUGAUAAGACCAGGUUUGCUUACGAUGGGUUAAAGAGGCAGCGGCUGACCCAACCAAUGGUGAAGGAUGAAUCAGGUCAGCUAACACCAACCAGCUGGGAGGAUGCUCUCACCCGUGUUGCAGGAGCUCUCCAGAGCGUGCAGGGCAACGAUGUCGCAGCCAUCGUAGGGGGGAUGGCCGACGCAGAAGCUUUGGUUUCCCUCAAAGAUCUCCUCAACAGACUCAAUUCGGAGAACCUCUGCACUGAAGAGGUUUUCCCCAUGGCAGGUGCAGGGACCGACUUGCGUUCCAACUACUUGCUAAACACCCGCAUCGCCGGCAUCGAAGAGUGUGAUCUCCUUCUGCUCGUAGGAACAAACCCCCGUUAUGAGGCUCCGCUGUUCAACGCCAGGAUCCGCAAGAGCUGGCUUCACAAUGAGCUGCGUGUCGCCAUGGUGGGUCACCAGGUUGAUCUGACGUACACAUAUGAGCACCUGGGAGAGGAGAGUUCAGUGCUGAAGGAGCUGGCCAAUGGCACGCAUCCUUUCAACCAGGUCCUUGCAGCUGCAAAGCGUCCUGUGGUGGUUGUUGGAAGCAGCGCGCUGCAGAGAGAAGACGGAGCGGCCAUCCUGAGCGCCGUCUCCACCAUCGCUCAGAACGCCAGAACCAGCAGUGGGGUGGAGGACGGUUGGAAGGUUCUCAAUGUCCUGCACAGAGUGGCUAGUCAGGUAGCUGCCUUAGAUCUAGGCUACAAGGCCGGCGUUGAAGCAAUCAGGAAGAAUCCACCCAAAGUCCUGUUGCUGCUCGGAGCUGAUGCUGGCUGCAUCACCAGAGCCGACCUGCCUAAGGACUGCCUCGUCAUCUACCAAGGUCAUCAUGGGGACAUGGGAGCCCCUAUGGCAGACAUCAUCCUACCCGGUGCUGCAUACACGGAGAAAAACGGUACCUACGUCAACACUGAGGGCAGGAGCCAGCACACCAGGCUGGCUGUCACUCCACCAGGGAUGGCCAGAGAUGAUUGGAAGAUCAUCAGAGCUGUAUCUGAGUUGGCAGGUGUAACGCUGCCCUACGACUCACUGGAUGAGGUCCGAUCAAGGCUGGCAGAGGUCUCUCCUAACCUGGUUCGUUACGAUGAUGUAGAGGAGGCAAACUACUUCAAACAGGCCAAUGAACUCGCACAGACUGUAAAUCAAGGCCUCAUUGCUGCUCCUCUUGUCCCGCCUCAAAUCACCGCCAAGGACUUCUACAUGACCGACUCCAUCAGCAGAGCUUCCCAAACCAUGGCUAAGUGUGUCAAAGCUCUCACAGAGGGAGCUGCUGCCGUUGACGAACCGUCUGUUUGCUAAAGAGCCCGACAGUAACAACUCCUCCAGCUGUCCUCAAACACAACGCGAGUCUCGGAAUGAACUCAUUGCUCUAUAAUUUAAACUGUUCCUGUUGCUUCUUGUAUACUUUGAAUUGUUUCACUCUGCGAAGCAGCUUUGUUGAAUAUUGCUGAAAAGGAUAAAUAAAAUCUUAAGAAUUCCCAAAUU